Molecule: messenger RNA, 1748 nt
Organism: Capra hircus (goat)
Lineage: Eukaryota; Metazoa; Chordata; Mammalia; Artiodactyla; Bovidae
Gene: GPR160
Product: G protein-coupled receptor 160
Exons: 3
Coding region: 424-1440 (338 amino acids)
Cellular component (GO): plasma membrane; signaling receptor complex
Source: RefSeq, a predicted model, not a curated record
GCUACGAGGGUGAGGUUGACUGCUGUUGCUGUUGGAGCCCUGUGUUCUUUGCUUUUACCUUUAUAUGGGGGAUUUUAGAAGGCAGAAUUUUAGAAGGCAGGCCUCAGGGUAGAAACGAGUUCCAGCUCUGACCUCCCUGUUUCCAGAGGGAGCCUGGCCUGCCUCGUGGCCUUGGGAAACGUUCUCCAUGACAGCUGUCAACAGGGCUUUGGUGGAGUGGAGCGGCAGCCUUGGAACUGACGCUUAUUUGCAUGGCGUUUUGGUGUGCCAGGAACCAAAAAUAAGAUAAUUAAAGGCAGUGAAACUGAAGUAAAAUAGGAAGAUCAUCAGCCAAGAAGGGCCUGUUGGAGGAAGCAGAGGAUGGAAAAUCAACUGAAGCACUGUUUGACUGUAGCAGCAGGCCUUUGAAAUUUAACUCAAAAAAUGAGUGCCCUUAAUUCAGAGAACUGCUCUUUUCAGUACCAGCUGCAUCAAACACAUCAGCUUCUAGAUGGUAACUGUCUGUUAUUCUUGAUUAUACUUGGGAAAAUACUGUUAAAUAUCCUCACAUUAGGAAUGAAAAGGAAGCACACCCAUCAAAAUUUUUUGGAAUAUUUUUGCAUUUCACUAGCAUUUACUGACCUUCUUCUUUUGGUGAAUAUUUCCCUUAUAUCUUAUUUCAGGGAUUUUGUGCUUUUGGGCAUUAGAUUUACUAAAUACCACAUCUGCCUAUUUAUUCAAAUUAUUUCUUUUACUUACGGUUUUUUGCAUUAUCCAGUUUUCCUGAUAGCUUGUAUAGAUUAUUACCUUUAUUUCUCUAAAGCCACCAAGCUUCCAUUUAAGUGUCAAAAAGUAUGUUAUUUCUUUACAAUUAUUUUAAUUUGGAUUUCUGUCCUUACUUAUGUUUUGGGAGAUCCAGCUAUCUACCAAAGCCUGAAGGCACAAAAUGUUUAUUCUCAUCAAUGUCCUUUCUAUAUUGGUGCUCAGAGUUACUGGCUGUCAUUCUCCAUGGUGACAAUUUUAUUUAUGGGUUUUAUAACCUCUUGGUCAGAAGUCAUUACCUUGGUUCAGGCUGUUAGGAUAACUUCCUACAUGAAUGAGACUAUCCUGUAUUUUCCGUUUUCAUCAGACUCUUCUUAUACCAUGAACUCUAAAAAAACACUCUUGCCCAAGUUGAUCAUCUGUUUUCUUGGUACCUGGUUACCAUUUGUACUACUUCAAGUAAUUAUCCUUUUACUUAAAGUACAGAUUCCAGCUUACAUUGAAAUGAACAUUCCAUGGUUGUACUUUGUCAAUAGUUUUCUCAUUGCUACAAUUUUUUGGUUUAAUUGUCACAAACUUAAUUUUAGAGACAUGGCAUUACCUGUGGAUCCAUUUGUCAACUGGAAAUGCUGCUUCAUUCCACUUAUACUUUGUAAUUUUGAGCAAAUUGAAAAGCCUAUAUCAGUAAUAAUUUGUUGAUAUGUUACUAUGUUAAAACUAAAGCUACAAGACUAAUAAUUUUACAAACAGGAAAGAAUGAGGCCUUGGGAAAUAUAAGUAGUUAACUGAAGCUCUCCCCUGACCCCAAACUUUCAUACCUUUUCAGAAUGUGUCUUUUGGGGGCUUUAUUUAUGAGUUUUAACAAAAUACUUCCAAAAACAUAUUUAUACCUGUUGGCCAUACUCAUGUUUGUGUUACCCAGAAAACUACUACAUACAAACUGUUAUGUAAAUCUGAGAUUCUUCUGCCCACUUUUCAGAUUUAAAUAAACAUUUUUAUUAAACUCA